Daphnia magna is the source of this 1039-nucleotide messenger RNA. RefSeq lists its product as uncharacterized. The transcript has 3 exons. The record is from RefSeq and is a predicted model, not a curated record. The coding region runs from base 147 to 938 and encodes 263 amino acids. Lineage: Eukaryota; Metazoa; Arthropoda; Branchiopoda; Diplostraca; Daphniidae.
GGCUAGGGAUUCGGAUUUCGGAACUGCAAUUAGUGCGUUAACGUACAUUUGAAAAUAAUGGCAACAUCCUUCUUUUUCGAAACGAGCACUUUCAAACCAAACGGCUGAUCGAAUGAUCCUCGUCUAUGACAGUUGAGCAUUAAGCAAUGGGAAACAUUGCAAGUUAUUUUUCCGAGAAAAUAGCGUUGGAAGGGCACGUUUUUGGCCAAACCAGCCAAGGAAAAUCUAUCGAAUGUAGUAAUGAAACACCAACACGUUGUGCCAAAAUGGUGCCAGGGAAUCAGUUAUUUGAUCCUAGAUCGCCAACUUUUGCCAUUGAUCGUACACCAAUUGUGUUUGAAGUGGAAAGUGAAGAUGAGAGACCAGAGGACCCAAGAUCACCAUCAUUUGGAAUAACUCGUACCCCAGUGAUCCCUGUUUAUGUGGAUGUCAAUAUGAAAGCUGUAUAUGAAAAAGAGAGAGAAGACUUAAUCCAGGUGCUUGAUUUUGCUGAUUUGGACUGCCUUUCUCUCUCCAACAUAGAAGAAGAUGGCUCAGUGAUUAGUGAAGAACCUCCUACUGCCUCUGCUACAGUUGAUGACACAGUUGCUGUUGUCAUUGAUGCUACCCCAUCAUUAACAGAAGAAAUUUAUGAUUUUUCCUCUUUUGUCAUCACAUCGUCUAGUACACCAAGGUCAAGUCCAGUGAAGCCUUCGAGUAAACCCAAACGCCCGGUCAGCAUCAAUAAUGUAGUCACUGUUGAUGAAAACUGUUUUGGGAAAAGCAACAGUCCCAUGAAUGGGGGUAAUUCCUUGUUGGCUCGGCCUCGAGUUCCGUUUGGUGAUGUCAACCGACCGGUAUUGGCUUCGCCUCGACUGCAGUUGCAAAACAAACAAAGGCGUGUUGUGCGAACCGAAAUCCUCCAACAUCAACAACGGUAUAGCAACAAAAACGACUAAAAUUUUAACUCAGAAACAAAACUUCUUUUAUUUUCAACCCCUUUCUGAUCGCAGCGUGUAGAAUAUGCACAAUAAUAAAUCGAAUACAAAUUUUAAUUCCA